Pocillopora verrucosa is the source of this 2193-nucleotide messenger RNA. RefSeq names its product probable serine incorporator. Lineage: Eukaryota; Metazoa; Cnidaria; Anthozoa; Scleractinia; Pocilloporidae. Gene Ontology annotation, cellular component: membrane. The record is from RefSeq and is a predicted model, not a curated record.
AUGUUGCUGCUGCCCAACAGUUGCAAGCUGUUGUUGUGCAUGUUGUCCAUCAUGUCGCAGCUCCACUUCCACCAGGAUUGUAUACACACUAUUUCUUCUCAUUGGGACAAUUUUGUCCUGUGUGAUGUUAUCCUCAGGAAUACAAGAUACCAUGGUAGAGAAGGUUCCAUUCUUUAAUGAAGCCUGCGAAGCAGCAACUUUAGGAACAAACUGUGAUGUGUUGGUUGGUUACUUGGCAGUUUACAGGAUUUGUUUUGGAAUGGCAGCCUUCUUCUUUCUUUUCAUGAUUCUUAACAUUGGGGUUGGCUCCAGUAAGGACUGUCGAGGUGGACUGAACAAUGGGUUCUGGGGCCUUAAGUUUAUUCUUCUCAUAGCUUUGUGGGUGGCUGCUUUUUUUAUUCCCAGAGGAAGCUUUGGAGUCGCAUGGAUGUAUAUUGGGUUCAUUGGUGCCUUUGUAUUUAUCCUUAUUCAACUGAUUUUGAUGAUUGACUUUGCACACACAUGGAAUGAGAUUUGGACAUCAAAUGCUGAAGAGACUGAUAACAAGUGUUGGUUUGGUGGGCUGUUUUUCUUCAUGUUCCUGUUUUAUGCUUUGGCACUGACUGGGUUUAUCCUCUCAUUUGUCUUUUUCACGCAGUCAAGUGGUUGUCAUCUGAACAAGUUCUUCAUCAGCUUCAACUUCAUAAUGUGUUUUGUCAUCUCAGCUAUUUCAAUUCUGCCCAAGAUCCAAGAAGUACAACCCAAGUCUGGUCUCCUUCAGGCCUCCAUCAUCUCUCUGUAUGCCAGCUACCUGACCCUAUCGGCUCUCUCCAAUGAACCAACAGAAAAAGUACAAUCUCAGGGAGGAAACAGCACCAGUGAAGAAAUUUGUGGGAGCUCAAUUGGGACAAUUGAAAACUCAGAGACACUGGCUUUAGUUGUUGGGCUUGUUAUAAUGUUUGUGCUUGUCAUUUACUCAAGUCUGAGAACAGUAGGAAGUGCAGAUAAACUGGCACCAUCAGCAGGGGCUAGUUCUAAAAAUGCUGAUGAGGAGAAAGGAGGGCAGGAAAUAAUAAGCGAUGAAGAGGAAGAAGUGGCUUACAGUUACUCCUUUUUUCACUUCAUUUACUUCCUGGCCUCGCUGUAUAUUAUGAUGAUGCUCACAAAUUGGUACAGUCCCCAGGGCAGCGAUCUAGAGGAUUUCCAGAGGACUUCUGGAUCAGUAUGGGUCAAGAUGAUAUCUUGUUGGCUUGGUUUUGCAUUGUACCUGUGGACACUUUUAGCUCCUGCCUGCUUUCCAGACAGAGACUUCAGUCGUACUCUUGCUGCAUAACAGAGCAAUGAUACAGCGUUCUAAACUUAGUGGUUAUUUUAAAGUAUAUAUCAUUGGUGUAUUAAAAGUUAAUAACAUGAUUUUGAGUAAAUUUUUCAAAGACAACAAAACUGCACAGGCCCGUAGGGCGAGUGCAAUUUGUAGUCUUUGAAAAAUUUACAAGUGCGUAUUACACCAACUUGCAAGAGAACUCAUGUUAUUACUUGUUAAUAAUGUUCGUGAAAAAACAUCACAGAAAGUCAAGACAGACGAAAUGCUUUAACUGAGCAUGUGCUAUUUGUAAUUUGCGCCCGUGUUACAACUUUGCACUCGUGUUGCAUUAAAAGGCAUUUGUUUUCAACCUGUCAGAAGCGGGUAAUUUUUUCAUGUACAUUAUUACUGACGAAAGUUUUGUAUAACUGCAUUUGUUUUGCUGGGGUUUACUCUCUAAUUAGUUUAAAGAAAACUCAUGCCACCUUCUCACCCAAUCAGAUGCAAGACUAAAAGCUAGGGCCUCUAGGUCACUCGUGCUUUGCGUUUUCAUUGGCUCCCUCGGAUAUAACCCCUUGCUCCGAUUGGCCUUCGAGAUAUUCGCGGUAGCAUUGACCGGUUUAGUUGAAAGUUGCUCCAAGCAAUAAAAUGAGGUUUAGAUUUUGGUGCAAGGAGUAACGCGAACCAAACUGUUCAGUCAGAGUUAUUAUUAGUAUUUUUUUUUCACAGAAGCUUGAGGUUAUAAGCUAAUGGCACUUCGUGGACUGCUAGAUCAUAUUUAUUAUAUGUACGAUAUAUAACUGUCGCGAAAAUGCGUCUGAGAAAGUUAACUGAUGGGAAGCAGUUUUAUAUUUGUGUAGUUAAACUGGAAAAUAAUCUUACUUGUAAUGCAAUUGUAAUUUUUAAAAAUA